This is a messenger RNA of Camelina sativa (false flax), 1183 nucleotides long. NCBI's taxonomy places the organism in Eukaryota, Viridiplantae, Streptophyta, Magnoliopsida, Brassicales, Brassicaceae. The record is from RefSeq and is a predicted model, not a curated record.
UUUUUUUUCUUUUUUGUAAAAUUUUCCGAGAAAAUUCGUUCGGUUGGAAUUAUCAUUUUCGUGAGUUAACCCCAAAAAAAUACGUUUUUGUUCAUGUUGAGAGGGGGAAUUCGAAUUAUAUGAAUUUUGAUUUCUGGGUAUACGAAAAUUCAUCGGGUUUCUGGGUUUGGGGAAUUUGAAGUUAUGAGCAACCUGAGAGCUAUUUGUAGACCACACACAGUGUUCUCUUCGAUCGUGUGUUGCAACAGACACCAAAGUCGAUCACUUUUUAGGGUUUCGAUUAAUAAAAACCUCGGCUUUAGAACUCGGGUAUCGAAUUCGUCUUGGUUUAGGUCUUCUAAAGAUUCGAAUCAUCUUUGGUUUCGAUUGAAUCAGAGGAAGACUCUCGUUAGGGCUUCGAAUUGGAGCCAAGAGCAGUCCCCGUACGAUACUCUCGAGUUGGAUAGAGAUGCAGAGGAAGAGCAGAUCAAGGUGGCAUACAGACGAUUAGCCAAAUUUUAUCAUCCUGAUGUUUAUGAUGGAAAAGGGAGUCUUGAAGAAGGAGAGACAGCAGAAGCAAGAUUUAUCAAGAUUCAGGCUGCAUACGAGUUGCUCAUGGACUCGGACAAGAAAAGACAAUAUGAUAUGGAUAACCGAGUGAAUCCACUGAAGGCCUCUCAAGCUUGGAUGGAAUGGUUGAUAAAAAAGCGUAAAGCAUUUGAUCAGAGAGGUGACAUGGCGGUUGCAGCAUGGGCUGAGCAACAACAGCUGGAGAUUAACCUACGUGCUCGUCGUCUUUCUCGUUCUAAAGUGGAUCCGGAAGAAGAGAGGAAGAUAUUGGAGAAGGAGAAGAAGGCAUCGAGAGAGUUAUUCAAUAACACUUUAAAGCGACACACGUUGGUGUUGAAGAAAAGAGAUAUGAUGCGAAAGAAAGCAGAGGAAGAUAAGAAAUUGCUCAUCACUCAGCUAUUAGCCGCAGAAGGUCUCGAGCUCGAAGAAGAAGAAGAAGAGGAAGAAUCAGCCAAGUGAGAUCCCCAAACAUAUUGGAAGCUUCAUCUUCGAUUUCUCUACUUCAAGUAAACUAAGCACUUUCUCUUUCUCUUGUAGUAAAACAUAAAUGUAGAUAUCAUACUAAAUUACAAGAUCUUCACUGUACGGUUCACCAUCAAAUUUCUUGAUUAGGAAGUACCAAUCAAUAUAUACA